Lentinula edodes (shiitake mushroom) is the source of this 1998-nucleotide messenger RNA. RefSeq lists its product as uncharacterized. Gene Ontology annotation, molecular function: protein binding. The record is from RefSeq and is a predicted model, not a curated record. NCBI's taxonomy places the organism in Eukaryota, Fungi, Basidiomycota, Agaricomycetes, Agaricales, Omphalotaceae. Bases 1 to 1998 code for a protein of 665 amino acids. The transcript is spliced from 6 exons.
AUGAACAUCUUCAACCCCAAGAUCCUCGAUGCGAGCAUCCGCGAUGUUUCCCUCUGUCUCUCUGAUAACCAAAAAGCCGACUUACUAUUAUACGCACUGAGUAGCCUGGUUUAUGAAGGUCGCUCUAGAAUCGUAUUCGAGAACGCCAUUCAGUCCUGUUUGCAGGUGACUUCGCUAUCUCCCGAAAACACUGCCAAGGCCCGUAUUCUGAGAGCCAGGGCUAGGCUCAACACCGGCUCCAUUUUCGGCGCACAAGAAGAUCUUCAAGCUGCGUUAGUUGCCGAACCUGAUAAUCCUGAGGCGACUGCUUUACUACACAAAAGGUCUGUAAAUGUAGAAAAGCUGUUGGCACCCAAACCAAUCAUCAAAGGGCAAUUCUCCGUGGAGAUCUGGCGAGAGAUCGCGUCAUUACUACCGCGAAGAGAUCUUAAAACGCUGCUCUUCGUCCCAAAUUCUCUUUCCCGCAUAGCAUCUCAGCUCUUGUUUCGAAAAUUGGACCUUCAUUUUUCUGAUUUUUCUGACAUAGCUGAAGAAGAAGCUGAUUCUUGGAGAACCCCCCUUCUUUCUGCAAACAUCAGGGACCAAAGCAAUCGACACGCACAACGUACUGCGGACAUCCUCACCCGAGUGAUCACAGAUGCUUCUUUUGCGUUGGUUGUGCGGACAUUAAGGAUAUUCUCGUUUAGGUCGGAUAAGGAUGGGUGGAGUUCUUUCCAGAUUGGUAUAUUAUCCAAUGCUCUUCCGAAGCUCAUCAAUCUCCGGAAUGUUCAUAUCACUGCUCCCAUUGAUGGGACAAUGCCCAUCCUUCAAAUCUUGCAAACCUCGCACCCACGAUUAUCCGGACUUACACUUCAAAUACCUAGCGGAUCGCUUGGUCUCUCAACUCUGACUUUCCAGCAUCUUGCCCACUUCGCCUAUGAAGCAAGUUAUGUGCCAAGCUCUGCGAGUGGAAGCGAUCCUUCCUCCUCCGCUUCAUCCGAGUCUGAAUCUCUCUCUGAGUUCCUUUCCCAGAACCGUGGAACUUUGCGGACACUCUGUAUAGAGAACCCGACCUCUACUUUUCCUGCAACUUCGUCUAUCUCAAUUCGGAAUUUCACACACAUUGGAUAUAUGGGUCAACUGCCUGUUACUUCAAGUCAGUUGAUUCCUGAUCUGCUCACGCAUGGGCGGCAGCUAGAGUGCCUCAAUUUAACGGUCCUUCUGGAUUGUGCGCUUUCUCCAUAUUUCCGUUCACUCUCGACGUCACUCCCGUUCCUCCGCCAUUUUACUCUCUGCAUUGCUGGGAGCGUCUCUAGACAAUUGAAUGACCGAGACUUGUUACCCUCGAUUGCAGAUUUCUUGCGAAAUCGAAGAGAUCUCAAAACCUUGACUUUGACAGUUGGGGGUGGAGAAUUUGUUCUCCGUUCAACGGGAUUCGACGCUAGUAUUUGGGGUGUCCUUCCAUCCCUUACAUCUCUACUUGGACUGACGAUAACUUACCCAAAAGAUUUGGCUCCUGGUCUAGGGGCUUGGCUUAUCCCACGGACAGUUGUAUCACUCACGUUAGAUGGUUUCGCUGCCGCUUCUCUUCGAGAACCUUUGAUAUUCUUAACUCAACUUCGUCCUGGAAUCCCUACGGGGCUCCUAUUCAUUACUUUAGCCGACUUUCCUCUUCCUUUCCCUGCCCAGGUCGUAGAGGUUGGAUUUCCCAUGGUUCGAUUGAUUCGAAUGGGGAACAACUAUUUCACGGUUCUCAACAAUCUCCCUGGAUAUGCAGGUGGAAAUCGUCAACACCAUCGUCAUCACAGUUCUCGUCACUCCAGCUACUCUCAUCUACCCAGUUCUAAUUCUUCGCCUGCUGCUAGUCCUAUGUCUACAAUAUCAACCGAAUCCGAUAUUUCAUACGACCUUGAGCAAUGGCCUAAGCGACGAGCAGUCUUUCAUGCUAGGGAAUGGUUUGAAUGGCUGGGCUGCGAACCAGGCGAAGCACCUGAUCUUCAGGAAUUCUCUUUGAAAUGA